CAUCUUCCAAAUAGAUCUGACAGUCAGCCGCUAUCAUCUGGCCGCCACUGAAGCAAGAAGAGGACAAGAAAACCUAUGGAAAGCGUUAUUGAACAGCUUUAAUGAACGGAAAUAAAUAAGUCAUCUGCGGUCAAUAAAGAGAGAAAGUAGUAAUCAACACCUAACGAGAGCGCUAAAUGGACCAGAAAUAACGGACUUAGAAAGCGGCGGUUGGUUCUCAACAAGGUGGAGUUUUGUGAGUGAGGGCGAGGGUUACCAUCGAUUGCCUUUACGCGAUUUGGUUACCUGAUGGAGAAACCAGAACGACAUGUGACUCGAAGAUAAUUGCUGCCUUUCCUGGAAAUAUUGAACUAUUACACCAAAAGAAACAACAAAGAAGAACAGCAACGGGAUUUUCAAUAUAUAAUUAUAUGAACGAGUUUUGAAGAAAUAUCUGAUUUCGCAUACAAUUCGCAUAUAACUUAUUGUGCGAUCUGUGAAUGACUUCUGCUAAUGGAACGAUCAUAUCCUGUCCUUUGAAGUGCAGUUUCUGCGUCACAGGUCGCUGAGAACACAACAUUUACGUUGAAGGACUGAUGUAAACGGACAGGGUAGAGUACAGGAAGGAAGGUUGGUAGUUAGUUGAAGCAAUAUGGCUGAAUUGUGGGGUAUGGGGCACUGGCUGGAACUACCCAUAUCGUCUGGAUACUAGUUAUAGAACAUGGAAACCUAUCCCUGGGCAUCAGUAGCCUCAGAAUAAUGCCUAAAGGUAAACAUAGUUACUACCCGGACUCUCCCUCUAUCCGCAUAUCCAAGAUGGAUGUGAUCAUCCCGUUCUCCCCAGAUGUGCCCUGUGAUAGCAACGGGCAGCGCAUGUGGUGGGCUUUCCUUGCCUCCUCCAUGGUCACGUUCUUUGGGGGUCUCUUCAUCAUUCUGCUCUGGAGAACUCUCAAGUACCUGUGGACCGUCUGCUGCCACUGUAACACCAAAAAGAAGAAUGCUCAGCGGGUCCACAACCCUACCUCCCAUGGUGAUGGGAUCAAGCACACCAAGGAGACGGUGGCUGCUCUCAGUGAGGUGGGCUGGAUGACCUCCGUCAAAGACUGGGCUGGGGUCAUGAUAUCAGCCCAGACACUGACGGGCAGAGUCCUGGUGGUGCUUGUCUUUGCCCUCAGCAUCGGAGCCCUUGUAAUAUACUUCAUAGAUUCCUCUGACCCCAUCGAGUCCUGUCAGAACUUCUACAAAGACUUCACGCUACAGAUUGACAUGGCUUUCAACGUCUUCUUCCUCUUGUACUUUGGUCUACGGUUUAUUGCAGCCAAUGACAAGCUGUGGUUCUGGCUGGAGGUGAACUCAGUGGUGGACUUCUUCACUGUUCCCCCAGUGUUCGUGUCUGUUUAUCUCAACAGGAGCUGGCUUGGCUUGAGGUUUUUAAGGGCGUUAAGGUUGAUACAGUUCUCAGAAAUCUUACAGUUUUUGAACAUAUUAAAAACAAGCAAUUCCAUAAAACUGGUGAACUUAUGUUCAAUCUUCAUAAGUACAUGGCUAACAGCGGCAGGCUUCAUACAUCUGGUGGAAAACUCAGGGGAUCCUUGGGAAAACUUCCAAAAUUCCCAAGCACUUUCCUACUGGGAAUGUGUCUACUUACUCAUGGUUACUAUGUCCACUGUGGGCUAUGGAGACGUGUAUGCAAAAACCACCCUGGGACGACUUUUCAUGGUCUUCUUCAUCCUUGGUGGUUUGGCCAUGUUUGCUCGCUACGUGCCAGAAAUUGCUGCUCUCAUCCUUAAUCGGAAGAAAUACGGAGGGAGUUAUAACUCAACACGAGGCAGAAAGCACAUCGUGGUCUGUGGUCAUAUAACACUUGAAAGUGUGUCCAACUUCCUUAAAGACUUCCUACACAAGGACAGGGAUGAUGUCAAUGUAGAAAUUGUUUUUCUCCAUAAUAUUUCCCCUAAUCUUGAGCUGGAAGCCUUGUUUAAACGCCACUUCACCCAAGUGGAGUUCUACCAGGGAUCUGUUCUCAACCCACAUGACCUGGCCAGAGUCAAGAUAGAGUCAGCAGACGCCUGUUUGAUCCUAGCUAAUAAAUACUGUGCAGACCCUGAUGCUGAGGAUGCCUCCAACAUCAUGAGGGUGAUAUCCAUCAAGAACUACCACCCAAAAAUCAGAAUCAUUACCCAGAUGUUGCAGUACCACAACAAGGCCCACCUUUUGAAUAUUCCCAGUUGGAACUGGAAGGAGGGGGACGAUGCCAUUUGCCUUGCUGAGCUGAAGCUGGGCUUCAUAGCACAGAGCUGUCUGGCUCAGGGCCUGUCCACCAUGCUGGCCAACCUCUUCUCCAUGAGGUCCUUCAUCAAGAUUGAAGAGGACACGUGGCAGAAGUAUUACCUGGAAGGAGUAGCCAAUGAAAUGUACACUGAGUAUCUGUCUAGCGCCUUUGUGGGCUUAUCCUUCCCGACCAUUUGUGAACUCUGCUAUGUGAAGCUGAAGCUGCUACUGAUUGCCAUCGAGUACAAGUCUGAUAUAAGGGAAAGCAGCACCCUCAUCAACCCUGGGAACCAUGUGAAGAUGCAGGAAGGAACCCUGGGGUUCUUUAUCGCCAGCGAUGCCAAAGAAGUAAAGAGGGCACUUUUUUACUGCAAAGCUUGUCACGAUGACAUCACAGAUCCCAAAAGGAUAAAGAAAUGUGGAUGCAAACGAUCAAAAAAUAACUAUAACGGAUAUAUCAAAUCAAUCGAAGAGGAGCAGUAUUCGACACUGUCGCCUAAAAAGAAACAACGUAAUGGAGACACAAGGAACUCACCCAACGGUUCACCAAAAAUGAUGAGGCAUGACCCUCUCCUCAUGCCGGGGAACGAACAGAUUGAGAACAUGGACAUGAACGUGAAGAAGUACGACUCCACAGGGAUGUUCCACUGGUGCCAGUCCAAAGACAUCGAGAAGGUCAUCUUGACCAGAAGUGAAGCUGCCAUGACUGUCCUAAGCGGCCACGUGGUCGUCUGUAUAUUUGGAGACGCGAAGUCGGCUUUGGUGGGCCUAAGGAACCUUGUGAUGCCUCUGAGAGCUAGCAACUUCCACUACCACGAGCUGAAACCCAUCGUGUUUGUGGGUUCUCUGGAGUAUCUGAAGAGGGAAUGGGAGACCCUUCACAACUUCCCCAAAGUCUCCAUCUUACCUGGCACACCAUUAAGCCGGGCCGAUCUGAGGGCUGUCAAUAUCAACCUCUGUGACAUGUGUGUCAUCCUGUCGGCCAAUCAGAACAAUAUUGACGACGCGUCACUGCAGGACAAGGAAUGCAUCCUGGCGUCACUCAACAUCAAGUCCAUGCAGUUUGACGACAGCAUCGGGGUCUUGCAGGCUAACUCCCAAGGUUUCACUCCUCCAGGCAUGGACAGGUCCUCUCCUGAAAACAGUCCACUUCAUGGGGGGUUGGUCCGACAGGCUUCCAUCACAACAGGGGCCAACAUCCCCAUCAUCACUGAACUAGUGAAUGACUCCAAUGUUCAGUUCCUGGACCAGGAUGAUGAUGAUGACCCUGACACAGAAUUGUACCUCACUCAGCCCUUUGCCUGUGGGACGGCCUUCGCAGUCAGUGUGCUGGAUUCCCUGAUGAGUGCGACAUACUUCAAUGAUAAUAUCCUCACCUUGAUCCGGACGCUGGUAACAGGGGGGGCCACUCCGGAGCUGGAGGGUCUGUUGGCGGAGGAGAACGCAUUGCGAGGAGGCUAUAGCACGCCGCAGACCCUCGCUAACCGGGACAGGUGUCGUGUGGCACAGCUAGCCUUGUACGACGGGCCUUUCGCUGACUUGGGAGAUGGUGGCUGCUACGGUGACUUAUUUUGUAAAGCUUUAAAAACAUACAACAUGCUGUGCUUCGGAAUUUAUCGAUUAAGAGACGCACAUUUAAACACACAAAGUCAUACAAGUCAAUGCACUAAACGGUAUGUGAUAACCAAUCCGCCAUAUGGUUUUGAGUUGGUGCCAUCAGACCUGAUCUUCUGCCUGAUGCAGUUUGACCACAAUGCGGGUCAGUCCAGGGCCAGCCUCUCCCACAGCUCCCACUCCUCCCAUUCUUCCAGCAAAAAGAGCUCCUCCGUCCAUUCUCUCACUGCCACCAACCGUACCAACCGCGCCAAGAGCAGGGACUCGCGGGACAAACAGAAAAAAGACAUGGUUUACAGAUGAGCCUGAGAACGCGGCCUACCACAGGAACAUUCACAUCAAGCCAAUGAGUACUAGUCACAGUAGUCACACAGCCAACCACCAGGUCAACCAGAACC
Molecule: messenger RNA, 4262 nt
Organism: Oncorhynchus nerka (sockeye salmon)
Lineage: Eukaryota; Metazoa; Chordata; Actinopteri; Salmoniformes; Salmonidae
Product: calcium-activated potassium channel subunit alpha-1a
Exons: 29
Coding region: 739-4167 (1142 amino acids)
Biological process (GO): potassium ion transmembrane transport
Cellular component (GO): postsynaptic membrane
Molecular function (GO): large conductance calcium-activated potassium channel activity
Source: RefSeq, a predicted model, not a curated record